GCGGCGCUCUCGGCUGCUGCCUGGGAGAGAGAGGCCGGGCAGGCGGCGGAGCGGCGCGGCUCUCAACCUGACUGCGGAGUGGCCUGGGCGGCCGCAGCUACUUAAAGGAGCUGUGGCGGACGGACUGACCGGCGGACGACUGAGCCGGGAGCCGUGCGGGGCGACGCCGAGAACGAGCUUGUCAGGCUCCGCGGCUGCACACUGUCGGUGUGCUGAAUGAAGCGCCCGUCUCGCUGAGCCCCGAGCCCGGCGCCUUCCCUGCAAGAUGGACGGUUUCGCCGGCAGCCUCGAUGAUAGCAUUUCUGCUGCAAGUACUUCUGAUGUUCAAGAUCGCCUCUCAGCUCUUGAGUCCCGGGUUCAACAACAAGAAGAUGAAAUCACCGUGCUGAAGGCAGCCUUGGCUGAUGUAUUGAGGCGUCUUGCAAUCUCUGAAGAUCAUGUGGCCUCAGUGAAGAAAUCUGUUCCAAAUAAAGGCCAACCAAGCCUUCGAGAAGCUAUUUCUAUGUCCUGUAUAACCAAUGGAAGUGGUAUAAACAGAAAACCAAGUCACACCAGCUCUGUCUCAAUUGCAAGAAAAGAAACUCUUUCAUCUGCUGCUAAAAGUGGUACAGAAAAAAAGAAAGAAAAACCACAAGGACAGAAAGAAAAAAAAGAGGAAUCUCAUUCUAAUGAUCAAAGUCCACAAAUUCGAGCAUCACCUUCUCCCCAGCCCUCUCCACAGCCUCUCCAAAUACACAGACAAACUCCAGAAAGCAAGAGUUCUGCUCCCACCAAAAGUAUAAAACGUCCACAAACAGCUGAGAAGUCACAUAAUUCAUGGGAAAAUUCAGAAGAUAGUCGUAAUAAAUUAUUGAAAACUAUUUCAACAUCAAAAUUAAUAUCAAAAGUUAUAAAAAAUACAGACAAACAUAAAGAUGUUAUCAUCAAUCAAGCAAAAAUAUCAACCCGUGAAAAAAACAGCCAAGAAGGAGAAUAUAUUAAAAUGUUUAUGCGAGGUCGGCCAAUUACUAUGUUCAUCCCUUCAGAUGUUGACAACUACGAUGAUAUCAGAACUGAACUGCCUCCCGAGAAACUCAAACUGGAGUGGGCAUAUGGUUAUCGAGGAAGGGACUGUCGGGCUAAUGUUUACCUUCUUCCUACGGGGGAAAUAGUUUAUUUCAUUGCAUCAGUAGUAGUGCUAUUUAAUUAUGAGGAGAGAACUCAACGACACUACCUGGGUCAUACAGACUGUGUGAAAUGCCUUGCUAUACAUCCUGACAAAAUUAGGAUCGCAACUGGACAGAUAGCUGGAGUGGAUAAAGAUGGAAGGCCUCUGCAGCCCCAUGUCCGAGUGUGGGAUUCAGUUAGUCUCUCCACGCUGCAAGUUAUUGGACUUGGAACUUUCGAGCGUGGAGUAGGAUGCCUGGAUUUUUCAAAAGCAGAUUCAGGUGUUCAUUUAUGCGUUAUUGAUGACUCCAAUGAGCAUAUGCUUACUGUUUGGGACUGGCAGAAAAAAUCUAAAGGAGCAGAGAUAAAGACAACAAAUGAAGUUGUUUUGGCUGUUGAGUUCCACCCAACAGAUGCAAAUACCAUAAUAACAUGUGGUAAAUCUCAUAUUUUUUUCUGGACCUGGAGUGGCAAUUCACUAACAAGAAAACAGGGAAUUUUUGGGAAAUACGAAAAACCAAAAUUCGUUCAGUGUUUGGCCUUCUUGGGGAAUGGAGAUGUUCUUACUGGUGACUCAGGUGGAAUCAUGCUCACCUGGAGCAAAACUACCAUAGAGCCCACACCUGGGAAAGGACCUAAAGGUGUCUAUCAGAUCAGCAAACAAAUCAAAGCUCAUGAUGGCAGUGUGUUCACACUCUGUCAGAUGAGAAAUGGGAUGUUGUUGACUGGAGGAGGAAAAGACCGGAAAAUUAUUCUGUGGGAUCAUGAUCUGAAUCCUGAAAGAGAAAUCGAGGUUCCUGAUCAGUAUGGCACAAUCAGAGCUGUUGCAGAAGGAAAGGCAGAUCAAUUUUUAGUGGGUACAUCACGAAACUUCAUUUUACGGGGAACAUUUAACGAUGGCUUCCAAAUAGAAGUACAGGGUCAUACUGAUGAACUUUGGGGUCUUGCUACACAUCCCUUCAAAGAUUUGCUCUUGACAUGUGCCCAGGACAGGCAGGUGUGCAUGUGGAAUUCAGUGGAGCACAGGUUGGAAUGGACCAGGCUCUUGGAUGAACCAGGACACUGUGCAGAUUUUCAUCCAAGUGGCACAGUGGUGGCCAUAGGAACGCACUCAGGCAGGUGGUUUGUUCUGGAUGCAGAAACAAGAGAUCUAGUUUCUAUCCACACUGAUGGGAAUGAACAGCUCUCUGUGAUGCGCUACUCAGUAGAUGGUACUCUCCUGGCUGUAGGAUCUCAUGACAACUUUAUUUACCUCUAUGUGGUCUCAGAAAAUGGAAGAAAAUACAGCAGACAUGGAAAGUGCACUGGACAUUCGAGCUAUAUCACCCACCUUGACUGGUCCCCAGAUAAUAAGCAUAUAAUGUCUAACUCAGGCGACUACGAGAUACUGUACUGGGACAUUGAAAAUGGCUGCAAACUAAUCAGGAAUCGAUCAGAUUGUAAGGACAUCGAUUGGACGACAUACACCUGCGUGCUAGGCUUUCAAGUCUUUGGCGUCUGGCCAGAAGGAUCUGAUGGAACAGACAUCAAUGCACUGGUGCGAUCCCACAAUAGAAGGGUGAUAGCUGUGGCUGAUGACUUCUGUAAAGUCCAUCUGUUUCAGUACCCCUGCUCCAAAGCCAAGGCUCCUAGUCACAAAUACAGUGCCCACAGCAGCCAUGUUACCAACGUCAGUUUUACUCAUAAUGACAGUCACCUGAUUUCAACUGGUGGGAAAGACAUGAGCAUCAUUCAGUGGAAGCUUGUGGAGAAGUUACCUUUGCCUCAGAAUGAGGUCAUGGCAGACAGCACACUAACCAAAACCGCUGCCUCUUGCACUGAGAAUGCUAGCCAAUCCAGCACUCCUCCACUGCCUUCUUCCCAGCCCUUAACUGAGACAGCUGAGGAAGAAAGUAGAAUAAGCAAUUCUCCCACACUUCUGGAGAAUAGCCUGGAGCAGACUAUGGAGCCCACCGAAGACCACAGCGAGGAGCAGAGUGAGGGGGGCAGUGAAGACCUGGGUGGGAUGGUUGAUGAAGAGCCUGCCAAGGAGUUAAGUGAGAAGCAGAGGGCAGCCAGUCUUCCCAAGGACCACCCCUAUGCUAAGACCCAGGCUUCAGGAUUCUUUGUCCCUUCAGAUAACAGGGUGGGCCGUGAUGGGGAAUAGGAAUCACUGUUGAUGGAGGUCUGUUUUCCAGGUCAUCUGUUUUCUUCAGUAGUCUUAUAUGCCAUCUGUGAGAUGCAGCAAACCAAAAGGUUAUUUGGAGUGCAUUGAAAAUCUAACCAAACUUAAAUAGCAGGAGGAGACAGAACCGCGAGUGGGUCUCAGAAGUCACUGUGUAUGGUAUAAAUACUGGAAACAAGCACUGCAGUUGUAUCAUUGAAAUAAAUCCAUUAUCUGAACGAGUUUUCUUCGGGAACAGCCGGAGGCAUCACAAACACUGUUGCUCAUCUACUGGCUCAGAUUCCACUUUUUUUCCUGUUGCAGAAAAAGAAAGCAGGAAGAAAUGUGCUGUUAUUGUGGUAUCGUCCCACCCCAAAUGUCUAGUGGAACUUUUUUAAUUAAGGAAAACUUCAGUAUUGCUGAGUACAAUGGUGUUGUCCUUUCAGAUGAUACUGCGUUUUCUUACACUACCAGUAGGUGUCCAGAUGUGCUUCCUAGUCUACUGUGUAGGUGCUGCCUUUUCUAAGUUACUACAAGGAGUAGUCCUUCAUUUCUUGUGUACAAAUUAUUUUAUCCUACAACUAAGCAUUGGUUUGUUGAAGAGCUUUUAAUGUAUAUUAACCAUGAUUCUAAGAAAUGGCAGACUCUCCAAGAAGGCCUUUCUUGGCCUAAACAUUCUCUAAUGUUUGGCAUUCAAGUGAGUAGAAGAAAGGGGAAAAAACAAAACCCACGCCUUUAAAAGUGAACGGUAAGAAUCACCUGGCUAAUCUUAGCUUAGCCUUCAUCAUUAUCUGUUUCCUCAGCAGAAUAGAAACACAGUAAGUUUGAAUUGGUGCUUGAAAUUCCUUGGUUUAGUUGUAAUUUUUAUAUUCAAACUAAUUAUGUUGAGGAAUAUGGUAUUCAGAAAAUUGCAAAUUGUUUUUUACAGAGUGUGACUAAUAGUCACAGUACUUUUUAUAAAUUGCAUACUUUACAGACUUGAUCUAUGUGGUCAUUUCGUUCCUGAGGUAGUUGCUGUGGGCCUUGCAGAUAUAAUGUGGCUAGUUUCUAUUUGGAGCGAUGCAUGUAUUGAGAUGCAUUGGAAAGUUGGACUUUUUUUUUUUUUUCAAGUAUUGUCAAAUAACUGUUUUUCUUAAGUACGUUUCCAACUUUAUAAUAAUUACAAUUGUAUUUCCUAUAUAUUUGUUUAUACUUUGAUUACAAAAAUCCUUUUUGUUUUCUUUUUUAACUUGAUACAUUGUUUUCAUACUUUUUGUUGUUGGAUCAUGUUUAGAAACUUUGGAUGUGUUCAGAAGUCUUAAGUAUGCAAGUGUUUACGUGAUUGUGCCAUUCCAAAGUGCGUCUGAACUGUCAUUCCUUUCUAGUAUCUUCUCAGGAGUAAUGCAUAUCAGGUAUUUCAUCAUCGUUGGGAAAUAAGAAAGCUCCAGUGAACUCCCAAGGACGCUUCUAGCACCUGUCCACACCCUGUGUGGAAGGGAGACUGUGCAUCGAGAUCAGAAGAUGCGCACAUCAAAGUACUCAUAUAGGCCUCUGUGUGUGUGGGUUAUGUUCGUGUGUAUAUCUUUCCUUUUGUUUACAACUGUUUUUUUUUUAUUAUUUAAAAAAAAAAAAAGAAAAAACACCUCAAAGUAGCUCUCUUCCACAGAAGAGAUAAAUUCCAAGCCACCUGACUUUCUUUCAGUAUGGUCUGAACACAGUCGUCAGAGAACAUCUGUUUCAGGCAUCUCUAGCCACCAGUUCGCAGUGGUGACGAAAUCAGGCAGAGGCCAUCUGGUCCUUUUGAGAAGUAAAGGAGGAGAUGAACGAGCAGUUCUAAAAGAAAGUGCAUUUCCUUUAGUGCCUGGGAGAUACUGCUCUCCAUGAUAAGCAGGGAAUUUAUUUUGGGGACAUCUGUCACCUUUGGGGUUGCCAUGUACAAUGAGAUGUAUAAUCAUGAUACUCUUGGGUGGUAGUUUCCAAAGACACUACUAAUACGCAGAAAGCGUUCCAGCUUCUAAUGCUGGCAACUACUGUUUAUGGUCAGUCAAAUCUGUGAUAAUGGUUGGAAGUAGGUGGGAUAUGAAAUUGUAGAUGUUUUUAGAAAAACUUGUGAAUGAAAAUGAAUCCAAGUGUUUCAUGUGAUGAUGAGCCAUUUCUAUCAUGCAUUCCGAUGUCAUGGCAGAAAAUUUUGAAGAUUAAAAAUAAACUGUUUCCUUUGCCUUUU
Messenger RNA from Nannospalax galili (Upper Galilee mountains blind mole rat), 5492 nucleotides. RefSeq names its product EMAP like 4 (gene Eml4). Gene Ontology annotation, cellular component: mitotic spindle. The record is from RefSeq and is a predicted model, not a curated record. Gene Ontology annotation, biological process: microtubule cytoskeleton organization. The transcript is spliced from 24 exons. Gene Ontology annotation, molecular function: microtubule binding. The coding region runs from base 266 to 3292 and encodes 1008 amino acids. Lineage: Eukaryota; Metazoa; Chordata; Mammalia; Rodentia; Spalacidae.